AUAGACAAAUUAUGAUAUGGCAAAAGUCAGAGUCAGAACUUCGCUAGCCUGCAAGGAGAGAACUAGAAGAGUAAGAAAGUACUAUCAACUAAGGCAGUACCAAUGCGUUGGCUAGUUUGCAGUACACUUGUUUUUCUGGCAUUAUUUGGAUGCCAUGUGAUGGGAAAAAGAACUCGGCGAACUGCUGACAGGCCCUAUCAAUCACUGUUAUUUGUGGAUAACGGACAACGUUGGGGCACAUGGGGUCUUAAAGAAAUGUGUCCACUGGGUUACUAUGCUGCAGGCUUUAGUCUUAAGGUUGCAGGUUACUGGGAAUCUCUUCUAAUUGGUGAUAACACUGCACUAAAUGGAAUUCGUCUUCAUUGCGUUAACUCACUUAAAGGAUCAGGGCCAUACUCUGACUAUGCCACAGUACAAUCAGACACUGGAAGCUGGGGUAAAUGGACAAAUAUUCAGUGGUGUAAAUCUGGGAUGUUAAAAAGUUUUCAGCUACGUGUGGAACCUUACCAAGGAACCGCGUGGGACGAUACAGCAGCAAAUAAUAUCAAGUUUAAAUGCAGUGGAAAUGAUGAAGAAAUUAUAGGUGCAGGGAUGUCUUGGGGUGACUGGGGCUCGUGGAGUGAUUCCUGUAGUGGAACAGGCAUCUGUGGAAUCCAGACAAUCGUAGAGGAACCAAAAGGCGUGGGAGACGACACAGCGCUGAAUGAUGUGCGAUUCUACUGCUGCGAAUAAUGUGCAAAGUAAUUUGUGUGUGUAUUCCAAAUGAUUUUCUCUCAGUUGGUAUUUUGAUGAUGGUAAUAGAGAGCACUGUCAAUCGCAUUGGUCCAAAAUCUCUCAAAGAUGUUUAACUGGGUUGAGAUCUGGUGACUGCAAAGGCAGUUUUUUUCAAAUUUGUCACUCAUCUGUAUAUUCAGAUACUGCAGAUGCUACAAAGAAUUCUGUUCAUCAGUUUCUUUGGAUAUUUGUCCACCAUUUCCUCCAAACCAAUGUGUGAUGAGACGAAAACUAAAAAAUAAACUCAUAAAAAGUGGGUCCAAUGUC
Pangasianodon hypophthalmus (striped catfish) is the source of this 1041-nucleotide messenger RNA. It is a transcript of the gene vmo1b, whose product is annotated as vitelline membrane outer layer 1 homolog b. The transcript is spliced from 4 exons. The coding region runs from base 103 to 732 and encodes 209 amino acids. The record is from RefSeq and is a predicted model, not a curated record. NCBI's taxonomy places the organism in Eukaryota, Metazoa, Chordata, Actinopteri, Siluriformes, Pangasiidae.